Molecule: messenger RNA, 1343 nt
Organism: Corylus avellana
Lineage: Eukaryota; Viridiplantae; Streptophyta; Magnoliopsida; Fagales; Betulaceae
Gene: PP2C5
Product: phosphatase 2C5
Biological process (GO): protein dephosphorylation
Molecular function (GO): cation binding; protein serine/threonine phosphatase activity
Source: RefSeq, a predicted model, not a curated record
UUGCACUCUGCAUUUCACGGAGAAGAAACAAAACCCUCAAAAAUCUUAAAGGAACAAACUGCAAACAUGUCCUGCGCUGCAACGGUCUUAAACUCCCCCAUAUUUUCUCCAAGAGUUUCCUCAAUCCUCUGCAAAUCCUCGACCUCCUGCUCUUCUCCUAGAGUCCUCCAUGGCCUACCACCAACCCCAUCACGAUCAUCGUCAUCUUCAGCACCACGACCACCAUCACCGUCUUCAUCGUUACCCUUUUCAGUCCGCUUUGAUAAACAGAUAAAUGGGACUAGUAGUAACAAGAAGGAGUCUUUGGGUUCGGUUGGGGGCGCAGUUUCGAAGAGGAAAAGGCCGGCGAUGCUUGAUAUCCCGCUGGUGCCAUCGGGUUUUGACGUUGAUACGCCUAGAGGUGCGGAGAGAGUAGUGGACGUGGUGGACGUUGAAGAUGAUGGGUAUGCGCUUUAUUGUAAGAGAGGAAGAAGGAGAAUGAUGGAGGACCGCUACUCGGCUGUCGUUGAUCUUCAUGGAGAUUCUAGACAGGCUUUCUUUGGUGUUUUUGAUGGACACGGGGGUGCAAAUGCUGCUGAAUUUGCAGCGGAUAACAUGGGUAGGUAUAUAAUGAAUCAAUCGAAAAAGAUAUCUCAGGAAGAAAUUGUGGAAGCAGUCAGAGAUGGUUACCUGACCACGGAUGCCGAAUUUAUGAAGAAGCAUUCUGGCGGUGGUACAUGCUGUGUGACUGCUUUGAUACAAGAAGGUAAUCUUGUGGUCUCAAAUGCCGGCGACUGUCGUGCGGUUAUGAGCCGAGAAGGAGUUGCUGAAGCCCUCACAUCUGAUCACCGGCCCUCCAGGGAAGAUGAAAAGGAGCGAAUCGAAACCCUGGGUGGCUAUGUGGAUUGUUACCAGGGUGUUUGGAGAGUACAGGGGUCUCUUGCUGUAUCGAGAGGAAUUGGAGACCGACAUCUCAAACAAUGGAUUACGGCAGAACCAGAGACAAGAGUGUUAAGGAUUGAGCCAGACUGUGAGUUCUUGAUUCUAGCCUCCGAUGGUCUUUGGGACAAGGUUAAUAAUCAAGAGGCAGUAGAUGCGGUUCGCCCUUUGUGCAUGGGAGUAGAGAAGCCGAUGACGGCUUUUGCUUGUAAAAGGCUUGCUGAGCUAGCAGUAAUAAGAGGCUCCAUUGAUGAUAUAAGCGUGAUGAUAAUCCAAUUAGGCCAUUUUUGAUUCAUGAUUUCGCUUAUAGUUGUCCUGCAAGUGGUUUUUAGGAGAAACUUGCAGCUUGUUAUUAAACCUCUGCUAGGAUUUUCCCAAAAAAAAGUGUAGAUCUUAGUAUUAGUAUUAUGCUUGCACUUGCAAUA